ACACUCUGGACCCACCUUCACGACUCUGGGCUCUUGAUCAACCGAACCAGCACUCCUCUUCCAAGAAUCAUUUUGACAGGUUCUUUUUGAAGGUGCUCUUCUUUUUUUAACCCAUCCUUUUAAACAAAAAUGGCACCAAAGAAGGAGGUGAAGAAACCCGCAGCGGCGGCUGCCCCAGCCCCGGCUCCUGCCCCCGCCCCAGCCAAACCCAAAGAAGAAAAAAUUGACCUCUCUGCCAUUAAGAUCGAGUUCUCUAAGGAACAACAGGAUGAUUUCAAGGAGGCCUUUCUCCUGUUUGACAGAACAGGUGAAAGCAAGAUCACCUUAAGUCAGGUUGGUGAUGUCCUUCGGGCACUGGGCACAAAUCCCACCAAUGCAGAGGUCAAGAAGGUGCUGGGAAACCCCAGCAAUGAAGAGAUGAAUGCCAAGAAAAUUGAGUUUGAGCAAUUUCUGCCCAUGAUGCAAGCUAUUUCCAACAACAAGGACCAGGGUGGUUAUGAAGACUUCGUGGAGGGUCUGCGUGUCUUUGACAAGGAAGGCAAUGGCACGGUCAUGGGUGCUGAACUCCGCCAUGUGCUGGCCACACUGGGUGAAAAGAUGAAAGAGGAAGAAGUAGAAGCUCUGCUGGCAGGUCAAGAAGACUCCAAUGGGUGCAUUAACUAUGAAGCUUUUGUCAAGCAUAUCAUGUCUAUCUAAAUGAAGCUCUCAAGAUCAAACAUUGUCUAGGAAGACUGGCUGGAACAUUAUUUUAAUAACACCUAGGACAAAGGUCCAAAUUUGUUUACUGUCAUUCAAGUGAAAAAAUGAGCUGUUCUAAACUGAGCUGUUCUACCUGAAUUUUUAUGUACCCUACAUUUCUUUUGAAUUUU
Messenger RNA from Sorex fumeus (smoky shrew), 869 nucleotides. RefSeq names its product myosin light chain 1 (gene MYL1). NCBI's taxonomy places the organism in Eukaryota, Metazoa, Chordata, Mammalia, Eulipotyphla, Soricidae. Gene Ontology annotation, cellular component: contractile muscle fiber; myosin II complex. Gene Ontology annotation, molecular function: calcium ion binding. The record is from RefSeq and is a predicted model, not a curated record. The transcript has 7 exons. Bases 130 to 696 code for a protein of 188 amino acids.